Parnassius apollo (apollo) is the source of this 243-nucleotide messenger RNA. The record is from the annotation of a GenBank genome assembly. NCBI's taxonomy places the organism in Eukaryota, Metazoa, Arthropoda, Insecta, Lepidoptera, Papilionidae.
AUGCUAGAGAUAUUGAAAAUAUGUAAUAAUUAUUAUCAAAUGACGUAUAUUAAUGCCUGUAAACCAGUGCCGCCGCCCGCCACCGCGGCCGCGCUCCAAUCUGUCACAUUCUUUUACGCAACCAGCAUCAUUGAAUCACUCACUGCGCACUUAAUUUGCAUCUGGAGCCGCCUCCAUUAUGCGCACGCUUUUCGCGAUAUUAUUUGUGGCGAUGCUUGCGCCAUCUACCAGCCGUCCAUAUGA